AUGCCCAACGUCGGUCGACCAAGUCGUGACUGUCAUACAUGUCGGAAACGCCGACUGAAGUGUGAUCUAAUACGCCCCGAAUGUACCCAAUGCCUGCGCAAAGGACUGUCAUGUCCUGGCUAUCGCGAUGAAAUGGAAAUGCGAAUUCGCAUGAGUAGCGCUUCAUCAUUUCAAGUCACAGAUAGGGUACGACGGAAGACCAAGUCUCGAGAACAAAAGACAGACUCAAAAGCUUUGUUGGAAAUUGAUGUGACACAGACCGCUCUCGAGCAUCGGAUAUCAAUACCAUCAAACCAAGUAUUUCCCUUGACGGUUCCCAUGACUGAGUCCUGGGAUGUCCAUUGUCUUCCGUUUGCCAUCUCUAAGCUGGAGCUUAUUUAUGUGAUGGGUCCUUCGGUCUUCGACACCGCUUUAAGUCUUUUUAGAAAGAUGGAAGAGACAUCACACCUUCACAUGGCCUGCAAAGCUAUUGGGAGUGCCUUUCUAGCCAAUAUGACAAAGAGCCCCAAAGCAAUCAUUGACCAAGCAAAGGCAUAUUCGAGUUCUCUUGUUGCUGUGAAGCAAGCUAUUCGAGACUCUAGAAAGAUUACGUCAGACGACCUUUUCUUGAGUAUCUGUUUACUUGCUUUUUACGAGGUCGUCUCUGGUGCACAUUCCGGAAAUAGCUCAUUUCUUGUGGAUUCUGCUGGGUACAAGGCCCACACAAAAGCAUUGAGUGAUCUGAUGUGUCUCCGUGGCUCGGACAUGUGUGCUACUCGAGAUGCUCGAAAUCUCAUCGGCAUGACGCACUGUCAUCUGAAAAUUUUCCCAUACAAGGGCCUCCCCCUUUCUUGCACGAAUUCUUUCGUUUAUGUGACCCCUCAGAAUGGCCUCUUGAUCGAAGCGGAUAAUCCUGCUCAGUUGCUUGCCAACUCGUCAGAUAUCAUCCAGGCGAUCGACAAUGUCGAGAAGCAAGUUGAACCCUUUCCUGAAAAGGGGCCCAUAGCGAGCUUGAGAAUCGACCCUCCGUCUCAACUCCUGCAAAAUGAUGCAGGUCUCAACUCAGAAGAGUCGAAGCUUCGCACACAUCAAUACAUUACAAGAAUACUCCUCUCGUCCUAUGCCGUCGAUUUCGUUUCAUAUGCUUCGAAGAUUCCUGCUUGCACCCCGUAUCAACGAAGAGAUUUUCAGCUCUUGAAACAACGGUACAUAUGGGAGAUGGACGUCUUGUCGAAGCAAUUGCCCACUUUUACUCAGAUGCCUCUGGACAUGAGMUCUCUCUUCACCGAGUCUGUUCCGAGAGAGCGCAAUGGCGAGACAGAGCAGCUUGUAAUUAUCGAAUCAAAUAAUGGCGUGCACUCUUCUGGUUCUGGACAUGGGCUCAGCAGCCAAUCGUUCUGCAAAAGUCCAGAUAUGAUCUGGAAAGGUCUGUUGAUCUUAGCGGGAUGUGAUACCAGUGCCUUCGGAUAA
Molecule: messenger RNA, 1449 nt
Organism: Talaromyces amestolkiae
Lineage: Eukaryota; Fungi; Ascomycota; Eurotiomycetes; Eurotiales; Trichocomaceae
Exons: 5
Coding region: 1-1449 (482 amino acids)
Biological process (GO): regulation of DNA-templated transcription
Molecular function (GO): zinc ion binding; DNA-binding transcription factor activity, RNA polymerase II-specific
Source: RefSeq, a predicted model, not a curated record